Cylicocyclus nassatus is the source of this 375-nucleotide messenger RNA. The record is from the annotation of a GenBank genome assembly. NCBI's taxonomy places the organism in Eukaryota, Metazoa, Nematoda, Chromadorea, Rhabditida, Strongylidae.
UUUUUCUUGAUAUUACAAUAUUUUGAAAGAGAAUUGGGCCGCGGUCAGUCUCAAGCGUAAAUCUGGAGGACCACAAACGUAUGCGAAGCCUAGACCUGUUUUUCCACCAUGUCUUACUGGUAGAGAGAAUGCUUUUGUGGAAAAUGUUGUCGAAGACGAAGGUGCUCCCUCAAUAUCCAGAUGGAAUUAGAAGUUUCACAAGGUAACGUGUACGAAAGACGCGAGUUUCAUGUUGAAACUCCUCUACGAGGAGUUUGGCCUCUUCCAUUGCCUAGUUCACUUCAUGAAUGUGUUGAAAACGGAAUCUUGCACAUUGACAGGGCAGCCCUUCUAAUUUUGUCGAAGAUGCAUCGCCCAGAGUCUAACGAAGCGGUC